Colletotrichum karsti is the source of this 3483-nucleotide messenger RNA. RefSeq lists its product as uncharacterized. Bases 1 to 3483 code for a protein of 1160 amino acids. Gene Ontology annotation, biological process: cholesterol biosynthetic process. The record is from RefSeq and is a predicted model, not a curated record. Gene Ontology annotation, cellular component: cytoplasm. Gene Ontology annotation, molecular function: phosphomevalonate kinase activity; FAD binding. The transcript has a single exon. NCBI's taxonomy places the organism in Eukaryota, Fungi, Ascomycota, Sordariomycetes, Glomerellales, Glomerellaceae.
AUGACCUCUUUGAGCAAUCUCAAGCAGCUCCUUCGGCGCCGUGCCGCGGAAGGUGCACUUUUUCCAAGAAAACCAUUGUCCGAUGAAGAAUACAGUGCCGGGUUCAGUAUUCUAGUGGGUGGCCCCGGAGAGUCGACGUAUGAAGAGUUCAUUCUCCCUCAGUUAUCCCAGCUUCUCGCGCCUCUCUUCUACUCAAGAACUCAUGUUUCUGUGCUGGAAAUCGGACCCGGUCCUGAAAGUGUACUUGAGCGUCUACCCGGCAAUCUGAGACGGAAAAUCAAGCAAUAUACUGCUUUUGAGCCCAACGUUCUGUUCGCCGCGGGACUGGAAGAGCGACUCUGUUCUCUUCCAGAGCCUUUCCUCUCUCUGCAAAAUCCUCCAGCUGUUCAUCGAGUCCCUUUCACCCUGAAUAGCCAUGUUGGGAGCGGUUCAAGCCCUGACGCGACUGGCGUCGCCCAGAAGUUCGACAUCAUACUGUUCUGUCACAGCAUGUACGGUAUGAGGCCCAAGUACCGAUACAUAGAAGAGGCGUUGGGAAUGCUUGUCGAGCAACACAAAGACGGAAUGGUUGUUGUUUUCCACCGAGAUGCAACGAUGGACUUCAACGGCUUAGUGUGCCAAAAGACGGUCACCUUUCCCACCUGGGUUACCCAAAUUCUGGACAGCGACGAGAUACUGGACUGCUUUGCCUCUUUUGUUUCAGGCUUCACAAUCCAGGACACGAAUGUGGGGAGAACUCUUCAACUCGAAUGGCGCGAAAUAUGCCGGGAGCUUGGUCAGCGGCAAGGAGCAGGUCGCCUUUUAUUCAGAUCUCCCGAAGCCAUGACGGUCUUUACCCGGAGUUCACUGGAGUUGCCCAAGCUCACGGUGCAGGUGCCCUCGAUGACCGGCACUAGUUUGGUCAAGAACAGGGAGGCCCUUCUUCAUCAACCUGCCACAGUUAUGAAACCGACAAGCAUCGUUCACCUUCAGCAGUGCAUUCGAUGGGCACUGAAUCACAACGUCAGCCUGACUGUUGUUGGUGGUGGCCACAGCGGCCAGUGUCUGUGGCCUGGGAUCGUUGCUAUCGACAUGGCCGCCUUCAAUCAGGUGCAUGUUCUCGCGGCCGAGACGAAGGACGGCGAACCCGGCUCUCAGUCCGGGUGCUUGAUCGUCGCCGAGGCCGGCUGCAAAUCGGGCGAUAUUGUCAACAGAGCCCUGGCGGAAAACUUGACAGUGCCUCUCGGCGCCCGCCCAAGUGUGGGAGCCGGACUGUGGCUCCAAGGUGGUAUCGGUCAUCUGGCUAGGCUUCAUGGUCUCUCGUGCGAUGCUGUACUUGGAGCAGUGAUGGUCAGCGUCGAUUCAGGCCAGGUUUUCUGCAUCGGACAUGUGCCGUACAAUCACCAACCAGCGGGUGCCGUGCGGCCGGCAAACGAAGCCGAUCUUCUUUGGUCAUUGAAAGGGGCAGGAACAAACUUCGGCAUCGUCAUCAGCGUCACUUUUGCGGCUUAUGCAGCACCGGCCUUUUCCGUUCGAAAUUGGGUUGUUCCAGCAUGUGACAGCCUCAAAGCCCAAACCCAGCUUCACGAAAUUGGAAAUGUUGCCAGAAAACUUCCUCGGACCUGUUCGGCGGAUAUGUACCUGUACUGGGACAACGACCGGCUGCACGUUGGCGUUACAAUGUUCGACUCUGACACGACUGGGCUUCCAUCCUGUGCGACAUCAGAAUCCGACUAUGCGUCCAUGGAGAAGGUAUUGGGGCCAGCUAAGAAUCCAUGUCAUAAGCUUGUGGACAGCGUCGGUUUAUUCGAAACGGAGAUGUACAUGGCCGCUAUGCAUGGUGGGCACGGCGGCGGCAAGACCUCCUCGUUCAAGCGGUGUCUGUUCUUGGGAGGCAUCGGAGAAGCCAAGGUUGUGAGCCGCCUCGUUGCUGCCAUAGUGACUCGUCCUACGCCUCUUUGCUAUCUUCAUCUGUUGCAGGGAGGCGGUGCGAUUGGCGAUGUGGCAGAUAACGCCACUGCCUUCGGCUGUCGAUCUUGGGACUAUGCUUGUGUGAUCACGGGUGUUUGGCCCCGCGAACAAGAUGGAACUGGAGCCUCUUUCGCUGCAGUAGAAUGGGUUUACAGCGUCGCCGAGAACUUGUUACCCCUGAGUUGUGGAGCAUACGGCGCCGACCUCGGCCCGGACCCGAGAGACGCCGUGCUGGCCCGCAAAGCUUUUGGACCGAACCGGCCCCGCCUUGCCGGCAUAAAACGGAAGAUGGACCCGCAAAACGUAUUGGCUUACGCCUGCCCGCUCCCGAAAGCGCCGCAAAGGCAAAGACUCAUCCUUCUUGUGACGGGAGAUAGCUGCGCUGGUAAGGAUUAUUGCGCGGAUGUCUGGGCAGCGAUGCUCAAGGAAUGGGCUGACCAAAGCCUCACUGUUCGUGUCGCCAGCAUCAGCGAUGCUUUCAAACGGGAGUAUGCGGAAGCUACCGGAGCCGAUCUGGGUCGUCUUCUUUGCGACCGCAACUAUAAAGAGAAGCAUCGACCAGCGAUGACGACGUUCUUCGAGAAUCAAGUUCGACAACGGCCGUCCCUCCCAGAGGAGCAUUUCCUGGCCGUUGUCUACGAGGUCUCGGACACUGAUGUGCUGCUGAUCACUGGAAUGAGAGAUGAGGCGCCGGUCGCUACUUUUUCGCAUCUUGUACCGGACAGUAGGAUGCUGGAGGUACACGUCAAUGCUGAUGAACGUACGUGGCAUGCUUCUCACGCCUCUCAUGCCGAAGAUGGCGACUGUGAAACCAGCCGGAACGUCAAAUCUAAGAAGCACGAGAAGUCCAACAAGGGAUAUUGUCCCAGCUUCACGUUCGACAACAACAAAGUUGGGGACGAAGCGGCUCGAAGCUUCGCCAAGCACAUCCUGUUUCCUUUCCUCGGCGAUGACUUACAACGACUCAGUAGAAUGGUACGCUCCGCAUCCGACUUUCCACGACCUGGAAUCGAUUUCCGUCAUGUUCUCGGCAUCUGUCAGCAACCUGGUGGAUUAGAUCUCUGCUCGACUCUGCUGCAGACUCACUUCGUCGGUGACUGGGCUGAUGUCAAUGCUGUGGUAUGCUGUGAAGCUGGCGGCUACCUCUUUGCGCCUGUGCUGGCUUCUCGCGUCAAUGUGCCUUUGGUGCUAAUUCGGGAGGCUGGCAAGCUUCCUCCACCCACGAUUUCCGUUCCCAAGUUCUCGUCUCACAUCUCUUCCUCGGUGUCUAGCAAGACGGAGGGUACUAGAAUCGAGAUGGAUCGGGAUGCUGUUUGCGGUGGUGAGUCGGUUGUGGUCGUCGACGACGUGUUGGCCACUGGCGAGACUAUGUGCGCUGUACUGCAGCUUCUGAGUUCAGCUGGUGUCGAAGCUGAGCGUAUCUGUAUCAUGGUUGUUGCCGAAUUUCCUAUUCACCGUGGACGGGACCUAUUACGCAAAUGCGGCUUUGGUAGAGUGGCUAUUCAAAGUCUUUUGGUUUUUGACGGGGCUUAG